AUGCCGCACCAAUCUAUACAUUCUUCUACCCAACACCAGCUGCAAAAUGGACGCUCCUCCUCGGCUCCCCCAGAUCCUGAUAGGCCACUCUCCUCCGUCCCCGCUCGCCUCAGUGCAAACUCUCCCCUGCAUCGACCACCAAGCGAGUCUCAGCAACGCACGGAUUCUACUGGACUCUACGGAGGCGCACCGCUCGAUAUUAUGCCGCAGCUCCAGCGGUCGGGACCAUCUGUCGUGAAGACGCGCACCGGAAGUGUACUCUCGAGAGGAUUCAUUCUCAAGACAGACCAUUACCCAUCAGGUCGUGCUCUUGACCUUGACCUGAAUGUCCAUGGUGCACCCAACUUUAGAGCGCCCAGGAAUAGCAACUUGAAUGUCUUCGGUGUAGCCCAGCCACGUACGCAGGGCCUUCGUGGAAUCUUAUCUGUGCUACGUUGUAGGCCUAACAUUGCUAAUCCUACGCAUGUGGUAUGGUUUUGCACUCGGGAGGAGCCUAUAGUAUACAUAUCCGGUCGUCCAUUCGUCCUUCGGGAUGCUUCCGAGCCCCGACGUGCUUUGAGGCUUUCUGAUCGUGCCGAAAACUUGGAAGCAAUAGAAAUGCGCCUGAAGAAUGAUAUCCUUACUGAAGCCAGCAAAUUCGGUGGUCUGGUCUUAACGCACAAUGAAGUCGCGUCUGACGCGGGCGAGGGUGCAAUUCUCCCUACAUGGACCGCAGUAGACACGACGAACGUACGGACUACGCGCGAGCUUAUGGAAAAUAUGCGUAAAGAUGGUUGGAAUUACCACCGGAUACCCAUUUCGCCAGAUCGGCCCGUCGAAGACAACUACCUAGAUGCGUACCUGGAUGUGAUCAAGCAAACAGAUCCGUCGACAACAGCGCUUGUUUUCAACUGCGGAAUGGGAGCCGUCCGUACCACAUUCGCGAUGGUGGCAGCUUGCAUCAUCCGCAGGAAGCAGCUCAUGACACGCGGCGUAGACGACCCAUAUGUCAGUAAGGCUGUUGUGCCCGCAUCGGGGGUGAAUACGCCACUGGGAAACAAGCCGUCGGCUGAGAAACUCCAACAGGCGCUUGAGCAAGUCAGCGCGCAACAAGACAUGAACCGAUCCUUGCUCCAAAUAACAUCUAUCCUACAGCAAUGUAUAGCAGCGAAGAGUUCACAGACAGCCAUCGAAUUACUUUUAUCUCACCCCGCACUGCUGGAGAGUUUGCGCAAGGCGCACAUGGGCAACUAUGGCGUCAUCUUGAGCUUGCUCGGUUGCUUGGACCAUGGGCUCAAAUCGAAGAAACUUGUGGAUCGAGUAAUCAAUUUAUGUGACCAUGUCACGAACCUUCGCGAAGAUAUCUUCGUUCAUCGCGUCAAGUAUUCGCUGACAACAACGAUGGACGAGACAGACAGGGACAUAUAUUUGAACAAGGCUGUUCGGUCUUUGGAAAAGUAUUUCUUUAUCAUCGCCUUCGCGGAGUAUAUCGACUCACAAUCGGAUUUUGCGCAGAGCUUCUCGACCUGGCUGAAGGCGCGCACAGAGAUUUGGAACCAAGUCAUGUUCCUGCGCAAGUCAUACGGUUCGCGGCUCAAUGUAUUCGCACCCAUCAGCGAUCUCUCGAAGUUGUCCAAAUCAGGAGCUGAGGGUGGAUUACUUGUAGCUGGCCAGCGGAAUGACUUGGCUAUAGCUGGGGGACAAAUCCUCGGCGAUGAGUAUUCAGAUCAUGUCAUUCGAAACCGUAGUGGAAUCAUUCUGAGAGAAGGUACUCUUCUGAAGUCAGACCAAUGGCUUAGCCAGUCUACCCAAGUCUCACACGGCGUCCGUGGCGCGAUCAACUUCCGCAAUAUCCCUGGCACGAAGAUAUAUGCGCUGGGUCAGCCGACGCUGGAGGCCAUUGACGAGGUCGUGGCGCGUGUGCGGAAUGCGCAUCCCUCCGCGGGUCGUAUUUUGUGGAUCGCAUUGAGAGAGGAGCCAAUUGUGUAUAUAAAUGGCGCGCCGUAUUGCUUGAGACGGGAGAGAUUUACACUGAGGAACAUGAAAGACUAUGGUGGAAUAUCAGCUUCGCGACUAGAAGUUCUAGAAGAUCGUCUUCGCGACGAUGUCAUCGCUGAGUUGAAUGCAUUCGGCGGAAGAUUACUACUACAUACAGAGACACCCGAUGGAUCCGUCGUGCCUGUCUGGGAGGAGGUCGAGACCGAAAACGUAUCUGUCCUUAAGGCUAUCAUGGCCGCGCGCAAACAUGUAGUAGGGGAUGUCGAGAUUGGAUACGCUCGCAUACCAAUUACAGCAGAGCGUCCACCUGACUUCACUGAUCUGAGCGAGCUGAUCGACGUGGUGGUCAGGAGUAGUGCGACAGGUGCUCCGAUUGUAAUCAACUGCCAGCUAGGACGUGGACGAAGUACUAUGACGGCGGUCAUCUUGGUUCUCAUACAACAAUGGCUGGAGAAUGCAGCGAACAUGAGAUCACCCCAGUCUCCAAGACGUCCAUCGCGGUCAAUAACUGCGCCAAAUUUAUCGAUGUCAUCGACGGACGGGCUCAUCAACAGCCGUGCGCACAGACACUCAUAUCAGGUUAUCAACAAUCUUCUGCGUGUGAUCCGCAAGGGCCCUGCGGUAAAGCGCAUAGUAGACGAUGCAAUUGACCAGUGUGCAGAGGUAGUAAACCUUCGGGAAUCUAUCGAGGAGGCGCGUUCGAGGGCAGAACAAGCUACUGAAGAACGUCAGCGCCGGCAUUUUGCGCACAGAGGACUACAGUACCUUAGACGAUAUUUCGAGCUGAUCAUCUUUCAGGCAUACCUACAAUCGACCGAACCGGAUACCAUGCACAACAUUGAGAGUUUUGAGACCUUCGUUCAGAACCGGCCGGUGCUGACAGUCAUCAAGACCUUUGAGAAAGAGCUAGUAUCUGAUGACAUGAACACGUUAAAGCCAUUAGAACGCGUCGAUGCUUCUGACGGUGUUGCACUCCCGGAUGAAGUGCGGAAGAUCGUCGCAAACCGGGCCGGGAACAUUCUCUCGGCGUCGACGAUUCUCAAGAGCGAUUUCUUCUCGAAUCUACAGAAGAUGAGCUUACCUGAGCGCAUUGAAGGUGCUCCAAAUUUCCGACGUGUGCCGCUCACACUUCGACUUGUGCCGUCUGGGCCGCCUUCCCCUGUAGAAGAUGCGCAGGUUUUGACAGAAACAGUGAAGGAUGAUAAAUGGGUGUGCGGCAGUGGGAUGCCAACGGUCCAGGGACUGAGGCAAGGUCUCAUGCGUGUCGACGCGGGUCCCAACGGAAGCAACAUGGUGUAUUGGACCUCUUUGAGAGAGGCAAGUACUAUUAGGAAGAGCAAGAGGCUGAAACUUGAUCUCACCUUUACACGUGUGCAGGAACCUGUCAUUUAUGUUGCUGGAAGGCCUCAUGUACUACGCUUGGUUGACAAGCCACUUGAGAAUGUCGAAGCAACUGGCGUGACAACUAGCAUGGUGGAAGCUAUGGAGGAGAAUUUCAAACGAGAUGUUGUGCGAGAGGUACGUGCUGGAGGAGGGCGAAUAUUGCUGCAUGACGAGGUAGAAGAGCGUCCGGGCGUAUUUUCUAUCAUACCCAUCUGGGAAGACGUUCGAGAAGACGAUAUCAUGACGCCACGCGAUGUUUAUGAGCUAAUGUCGCGUGAAGGGUACAAGGUUAACUAUGACAGGGUUGCGGUGACUGAUGAACAGGCUCCACUUCCGGGUGCAUUGGCUCAAUUACUGGACCGUGUUCGCACAGCGCUACGCUCGGGUGAGGCUGGAGACUUGAUUUUCAACUGUCAAAUGGGUCGUGGUCGCACCACCACCGGGAUGGUCACUGCAUGUCUCAUAGCCACCACAAUACAUUGGGACCAUGCACUGGAAAGUUCUAUGUUCGUUCAGCCUGCUGAAGACGACGAUUACGAGAGUGGGCUUGAAAGAUAUGAUCUGAUUGACGGGCCUUCUGAAGAAGAGGCGUAUUUACAAGGGGAAUACAAAACUAUUCUACAACUCGUCGGAGUGCUCUCCCAUGGGAAGAUGGCGAAACGGUUAACGGAUAGAGCAAUUGACCUAAUGCAGGAUGUACAAAACCUCCGCAAAGCGAUAUAUGACUACAAGCUCAAGGUGAGCACGUGCGAGAAGGGCAGCGCGAAGCAUCGCAAGCUGAUGGAUAUUGGCGUGAACUACCUGUAUGUCUCUUUCUAA
This is a messenger RNA of Fibroporia radiculosa, 4179 nucleotides long. RefSeq lists its product as uncharacterized. The transcript has 31 exons. Bases 1 to 4179 code for a protein of 1392 amino acids. The record is from RefSeq and is a predicted model, not a curated record. Gene Ontology annotation, molecular function: phosphatase activity. Gene Ontology annotation, biological process: dephosphorylation. NCBI's taxonomy places the organism in Eukaryota, Fungi, Basidiomycota, Agaricomycetes, Polyporales, Fibroporiaceae.